CAAACGAUAAAACAAGAACAAAGUUGCCUCUGCACCAUUUGGUUUCGGUUUGAUUGUCCCAAAAGCAAAACCAUAGUUGUAUUUUAUUUAUAUUUAUAUAAUAAAGGAAGCUAAAAUAUUGCUUUCGAACAUAUAUCUUCCUUUCCCCGUUUGCUUUCUCCGCUGCUGCGCCUACUUGUUUGUUCUGUUCACUCCUCACUCCUCAACUCAAGACAAUUUCUGCUUCGGCAGCAGGGUGGCUCCUCCUCCAUUCCUCAUGACCGCUAUCGCUGUCACAAAUGUUAGAGCUUCUGGAUUUUCUUGCCCGCCACCACUUACUUCAUUUGCCAGAUUCACUUGUGUAAAAGGAAGAGCAAUUCCAGCUCCAGGAGCAGGAUUGUCAGAAACAGACCAGUCCUCACUCGUGGUUUGUUUUGGAGAGUUGUUGAUUGAUUUCGUCCCGACUGUUAAUGGAGUUUCAUUGGCUGAAGCACCUGCUUUUAAGAAAGCUCCGGGAGGCGCACCUGCUAACGUUGCCGUUGGUAUAGCUCGUCUCGGUGGUUCAUCAGCAUUUCUUGGGAAGGUUGGUGAAGAUGAGUUUGGAUACAUGCUUGCCAAUAUACUGAAGGAAAAUAAUGUGAAAACUGAAGGAAUGCGUUUUGACCCUGGUGCACGAACUGCUUUAGCUUUUGUUACGCUGAGGAGUGAUGGUGAACGUGAGUUCAUGUUUUAUCGUAAUCCUAGUGCUGACAUGUUGCUUGAAGAAUCUGAACUCGAUCUGAAUUUAAUCAGAAAGGCAAAAAUAUUUCACUAUGGUUCUAUAAGUCUAAUUACAGAACCAUGCAAGUCAGCCCACAUUGCUGCAGCAAAAGCUGCGAAGGAUGCUGGCGUGGUCAUUUCUUAUGAUCCAAACCUCAGACUUCCACUGUGGCCUUCUGCAGACGCUGCCAGAGAAGGAAUUUUGAGCAUAUGGGAAAUUGCCGACAUCAUCAAGAUAAGCGAAGAAGAGAUCUCUUUUCUAACGCAAGGAGAAGAUCCGUAUGAUGACAAUGUUGUUCGUAAAUUGUACCACCCAAAUCUUAAAUUACUGCUUGUUACUGAGGGCCCGGAUGGUUGCAGGUAUUACACCAAGGAGUUUAGUGGAAGAGUGGAAGGUGUAAAGGUAGAUGCUGUGGACACCACUGGUGCUGGGGAUGCAUUUGUAGCCGGUGUACUAUCACAACUAGCACUUGACCUCUCCUUGCUUCAGAAAGAGGACAAAUUGAGAGAUGCUCUCAAGUUUGCUAAUGCUUGUGGCGCGUUGACUGUCACGGAGAGAGGUGCGAUUCCUGCUUUGCCAACUAGAGAAGCUGUACUAAACGCCAUUCUCAAAUCUGUUGCUUAGAUUUUUUUUUUUUUUUUAAUUAUUACAUUCUAAAUUAUUGUUACUGGAACUGUGACAAGAGUGUACAAUAAGAGAGAUAAUUUUAGUUAGAUUGAUAGUCAAAAUAUCAAUGUUAUGUACCCAAACUCAGAUAAUGUUUUUUUGGCGACUUGUAAGAUAAUACUACCAUCAACUGCCUGUAUUUUCAUUAUUCUAAAUAAAAUAAAAAAUAAAAAAAAA
Morus notabilis is the source of this 1582-nucleotide messenger RNA. RefSeq names its product probable fructokinase-6, chloroplastic. Gene Ontology annotation, biological process: fructose metabolic process. NCBI's taxonomy places the organism in Eukaryota, Viridiplantae, Streptophyta, Magnoliopsida, Rosales, Moraceae. The record is from RefSeq and is a predicted model, not a curated record. The transcript has 8 exons. Bases 257 to 1363 code for a protein of 368 amino acids. Gene Ontology annotation, cellular component: chloroplast stroma; cytosol. Gene Ontology annotation, molecular function: fructokinase activity.